CAUAGUUAUAAAAGAAUGACGAGGGACUAUUCAAACAUUUACAAUUUGGAAGUUGCAACGAGUUACCUGUCCAAUAUGUUCAGUUCAAAGAGUCUCGUAUCUAUUUUUGUUUUGUGUUUGGUGCAUGAAUCUCUAAGCAAGCCAUAUUCAAGUAGUGUAGAGGGUCGCGGUGUCGGCUCCACAUUAUGGGGUUGGAUAAGUUAUCCAUUUACAUGGUGGAGUUCUGAUGUUAACGAAAUACCAUUUGAAACAGGCCCAGGUGUUGGAACGAAUCCCUUUGACGGGUCCAACUCUGUUGAAAUAGAAAGUUACAACGUGAGCUUGUGGUGCACCGAUCAGACGUGCACCACAAUUAAGUGUAACAGGUUAGGUUGCAAGAAUAUCACAUGCAACUUGUACGACACUGAUAUGACUGGAGAAUGUAGGCACUACAAUACGAAGGUAAAACCAGAGGAACCAACGACGCCAAGAUCAACAGAAACGUCUUUAAAACCCCAGCCAGAAGACCAAAAAUCUGAAAACUCGUCACAACCCACCGUAGUACCAAACACAGUUAUAUCGUCCACUGAAAACUACAACACCCAGGUUACCGAAGAUCGUCCGCUGGAAUUAGAAGCCGUGUUAUCGUCAACGGUUACUGAAAAUGUAGAGAAAGAAGUGGCAUGAUGUUUAAACGCCGUAAUGAACAGAUGCGGCUAUGAGAAAUAAUGGCACCUAUAAUUUUUUAACAUUGGAUUUAGACGAAAUACUUCUGAAUUAUAUUGAGAACUUUUUCACACAGCAUAUAACAAAAUUAACGAAUAGAUUAAUUAAAAACAUGAACAUUGAUUCAAUUUGUUUGGAUGGAAUAUGUUAUUACUCGCGUUGUCAAAAUUAUUAUAACUGUGAAGUAGAGUUUUGUAAGUAUCACCUGAUCACUGGGAAGAAGGUUUGUUCGUCCAACAAACCUAAUGAUCGAUUCAAACAAAGCCAAGAUACAAUUGAGAAUGCAUUGCAAACUAACGAGAAUACCUUUAGUAAUUAUAACAUGGAAGAUAAUGAGGUUAACUUAAUUAAUAAAUAAUAAUAAAUUAGUU
Messenger RNA from Bicyclus anynana (squinting bush brown), 1076 nucleotides. RefSeq lists its product as uncharacterized. Lineage: Eukaryota; Metazoa; Arthropoda; Insecta; Lepidoptera; Nymphalidae. The transcript is spliced from 3 exons. The record is from RefSeq and is a predicted model, not a curated record. Bases 16 to 666 code for a protein of 216 amino acids.